This is a messenger RNA of Gloeophyllum trabeum ATCC 11539, 1911 nucleotides long. Its product is annotated as P-loop containing nucleoside triphosphate hydrolase protein. The transcript is spliced from 4 exons. Gene Ontology annotation, cellular component: chromosome; cytoplasm. Gene Ontology annotation, biological process: double-strand break repair via homologous recombination. Bases 1 to 1911 code for a protein of 636 amino acids. The record is from RefSeq and is a predicted model, not a curated record. Lineage: Eukaryota; Fungi; Basidiomycota; Agaricomycetes; Gloeophyllales; Gloeophyllaceae. Gene Ontology annotation, molecular function: nucleic acid binding; ATP binding; 3'-5' DNA helicase activity.
AUGGACCUCGCCCCUCAAUGUUUUGUUGAAUUCUGGUCGUCUCUCUCAACCGAGGAAAAAUUGGAUGUCUUACGAGCUUGUGUCUUGCUAUAUGGUUUGACCAGCAGUACGAAAUUAAUUGUUCCUCGUGAAUUACAACUCCGCGGUACUCUGGCAACUAUACAUAGCCGAAGUUCCAUCGUCUAUUCUGGCUGCGGUACUGGGAAAACCCUGCUUAUGAUCUUGCCUGCUCUACUGCGCCCGAAGUCGGUUUCUAUGAUUAUCUCGCCAUUGAAACGGUUACAGUCAAACCAGGUAUCGGAUAUACAGGCCCUUGGCAUCCGUGCCAUAACCGUGAACGAAGACACCCCCAACGACAAAGGACUAUGGAAGGCCAUUGACGCAGGAACAUAUAAAGUUAUCAUUGUAUCUCCGGAGCAGCUCGGUUCCCACCAUGGACACCUCGCACGUUUUGCCGGCCUCAUGCAGAAGCAGCGAUUCGUCAAGAAGAUCUCCCAUGUCUACGUCGACGAAGCCCACCAUAUUUAUACCGCCGGCAUGAAGAAACACGGCGAACCAGCAUUUCGGCCUGCCUGGGGGGCUCUCGGUAAACUCACGGCCAUCCUUACUAAAGGCACUGCCAUUCAGAUGCUCUCGGCAACAUUGCCGAAACAUAUCUUGGAUGCCUGCCGUAGGACCUUUGCUAUGCCUCCGGAUAUGCCCCUCUUUCGAGGACCUCUGCUACGACCGAACCUGGCCUUUGCGACGAUGACACUCUCAGGCAACUUGCAAAACUUUCAUAACCUGGACUUUCUGAUUCCUGCUACCUAUGAUUCUCAACGUACUCUUGAUAAGACUAUCAUCUUCAUUGACGAUAGGCUCAUGACUGAUGCUCUGGCAACAUACAUCAACAAUAACUUACCUGGACCUUCGCGGAACUCUGGAAUUGCGAAGCACUAUCACGGCGGCGUGUCAGAACCAUACCUCAAACAAGUAUAUGACGACUUUGCGUCACCCAAUGGAACAUGUCGUAUCCUUGGCUUAGACGUUUGCGGCAUCCAUGUGGUAAUCCAAUAUGGACUCUGCGACAAUCUCGCGGAUAAACUGCAACGUGGUGGAAGGGCCGGGCGAGACGAUGACACGGAGGCACUAUUUUUGACUAUGACAGAACCUUGGGCUCUCAACGUCAAACUUCCUCAACUAGCACCCGGAUCACUCAUCUCUGACUGUGGCGACAAUGAAGACAUGGAUACACCAGCUUCACCAACAGCUGCAGGUAAGGAAGGACGGGUCGGGAAAGCUGUUAUUCGGUAUGUGCAGUCGAAGACGUGUCUCCGGGCAUUCUGGGCCGAAUACUUGGGCGAUACAUCUCCUAUUGCCCUGAACUACUCGAAAAAAUACUGCUGCGACCGACACGACGACAACGAGUUCGACCUCUCAAGGUUUGUUCCGGGAGAAGUAUGGGCACCCUCAAAGGUGACCAAAGGCAAUGCAAAACGCAAGAGGUCACCCAAGCUUCGUAGGAAGGACGAGCGGCCUUUGCUUGAAGAUGACCUCCGAAAAUGGCGAAGAGACAUUUACAAGACCAUGGACUUCGUAUUUGGCCCACCUAGCGACAUCCUCACGGAUGAUGGCAUCAAGACUCUCAGCAAGACACUUCCCCAGAGUCUCCGGUAUCCUGCUGACAUUGUCGCAAUUUUGGCCGAGGCUGCCGACUGGGCGCAGACAUGGAGCAAGCUCGUUUUCGAUGUGAUCAUAGCUUUUGACUCCGAGCAAAGACGGGCCAAACGAAUCACUCUGCAAGACAAAGAAAAUGAAGUUUCAAGUGACGAGGAGCCUCUUUCCAAGAUGAUCCACAGAACCGGUGGAGGACGAGUUCAACAAGGGACAUCAGAGACGGUAUUAGUUGACAUGAACAAUAGCUGUACAUAG